UCGAAUUCGAUUCGGAAGCCGGAAAGUGGAAACGAAGGAAAAAAAAAAACAGCAGGGUGCCUAUUUUGUUAUCUGCUCCUACGCGGAUCUUAGUUCCAUGGCGAUCUCUGAGAGGUCGCUUCGACAGCCAUGGAGUUUAUAGAUCUUUGCAGUCUUUUUCUUUUUGAGGUCGUUCUGUUAGGCGAAAACUCACCGACGAUUCUCUUUCCUCAAAGCUUAUCGGAUCCGAAUUUUUUGACAGAUCCAGCGGUUUCCAUGAUCUUCGUUUAGCUAUCGGCCUUGGCUGAUGCUAGGGUAUCUGUAUUCGUACUUCUAAUUGAGCGCUGCUGAAAGAUUUGUGGAUUUUUCAGAUCUCUUUCGGUUUUGAGUAGCUGAGAGGAGUCUUCAAUUUUUUUUUCUUUUAUUAUGUGGAGGUAUGCUUUUACUUUCGACUUCCCCUCGUCAUUUUCCUCUAAAAUUGCAAAUCAAAGCAUUCGGAUGGAUUACUGUGGGCUUGAGUACUCAUCAUAAAACCUAGAAGAGCUGCAGGAGGAGUUGUUUGUGGUAUAAGCGUUUUGCUGGAAUCAAGUCUAUUCCCCUCCUCUUUUUAGUUUUUUGCUUCAGAUUUAGCUGCCUUGUGUUGAAAUAGAUUAGUAGGAGUUGAAGGGAAGCAGGGUGACCAGAGGUAAGGUAAGAGCGAGGUUAUAACUGCCAAUUUUCAGAAGUUCUGAUGGAGGACCUCUCUAAAUAUUCCCACAGUCCUGCCCACCUUGCUGUUGCUCGUCGAGAUCAUGUUGUCCUACGGCGGCUGGUUUCCACCCUUCCCCGCCUCCCAAAAGCAGGAGAAGUUAAUACAGAGGAGGAAUCCAUUUCUGCUGAGCUCACAGCUGAUGCAGUCUCUUCUAUCAUUGACCGUCGAGAUGUUCCUCACCGUGAAACCCCUCUACACCUUGCAGUCCGGCUUCGUGAUCCCAUUUCAGCUGAAAUUCUCAUGUCAGCUGGUGCUGACUGGUCCCUUCAAAAUGACCAAGGUUGGUCUGCUCUCCAGGAAGCUGUAUGCACCCGUGAGGACACAAUAGCAAUGAUCAUUGCCAGGCACUACCAGCCGUUGGCUUGGGCAAAGUGGUGCCGCCGCCUCCCCAGGGUCAUCUCCUCUAUUGGUCGGAUCCGUGAUUUUUAUAUGGAGAUCACAUUCCAUUUUGAAAGUUCUGUGAUUCCUUUCAUUGGCCGGAUUGCCCCAUCUGAUACCUAUCGGAUAUGGAAGCAGGGAUCAAACCUCAGGGCUGACAUGACUCUUGCUGGCUUUGAUGGUUUCAGAAUCCAACGCUCAGACCAGACCUUCCUUUUUCUAGGUGAUGGUGCUUCAGGGGAGCCAGUUAAUGCUUCAUUACCUCGGGGCUCAUUGAUUGUACUUGCUCAUAAGGAGAAGGAGAUAACUAAUGCUCUUGAGGGAGCUGGCAACAGGCCUACAGAGGCUGAGGUAGCUCAUGAGGUUGCUUUAAUGUCCCAAACUAAUAUGUACCGGCCCGGCAUUGAUGUUACACAGGCAGAGCUUGUCUCUCACUUGAAUUGGAGAAGACAAGAGAGAACGGAAAUGGUUGGCAACUGGAAAGCAAAAGUGUAUGACAUGCUUCAUGUAAUGGUGAGUGUUAAAUCAAGAAGAGUUCCUGGUGCAAUGACUGAUGAGGAACUGUUUUCAGCAGACAAUGAUGAAAGAGUAGCCAAUAAUGAUGAGUUGGAUGAUGUAUUAACAGCUGAGGAAAGGAAACAGCUAGAUUCGGCUCUUCAAAUGGGUACUUCAGAGGGGUUUGAUGAUGAUGAGGUCAACGGGAGUUCUGAAUUUGGUAAUACUGAGCAUAGUGGCCCUUCAAAGGAGAGAAAAAGCUGGUUUGGCUGGAACACUAAAAAGGCUUCCAAAAAUAAUCCAGGUGAGGAUGCUGACGACUCAAAGAAUCCCAGAAGAUUUUCAAGGUUACCUCAAGAGAAUGGAAAUCAUAAACCUGAGUCAUCAUGGGAAGAGGUGGGGGAUAUUAAAAAGGGUAAAGAAAAGACCAAUUCUAAGAAGAAGAAGAGUGGAGCCUCAAGUGAGUCUAAUAAGCUUGAAAGUGAGUACAAGAAGGGUUUACGGCCAGUUUUGUGGUUGACACCAGACUUCCCAUUGCAGACGGAUGAGCUUCUUCCUUUGCUUGAUGUUUUGGCGAACAAAGUCAAAGCUGUUAGGAGGCUUAGGGAGCUUUUGGCGACCAAGCUUCCACAGGGAACAUUUCCAGUAAAGGUGGCCAUCCCAAUUGUCCCUACAAUUCGAGUUCUUAUUACAUUCACGAAGUUUGAAGAGUUGAGUCCUCCCUCUGAUGAGUUUGCAACGCCACUUUCUAGUCCAACCCAUUUUCAGGAUUACAAGGCUAAGGCAGCAGAAACAUCAGGUGGUUCAUGGUACUCAUGGGUAAGAGGCAGUCGAGGCGGGCAAUCCAGUGAUGAAAGUGAAAGCAAAAACUGGAAAGAUGAGAUUGACCCUUUUAGCAUACCAUCAGAUUAUACCUGGGUUGACGCCAAUGAAAAAAAGCGGAGAAUGAAGGCCAAGAAGGUCAAGAGCAAGAGGGUGGUUUCCAGUAAGAAGCAGACAUUGAGAAGUGGAGAUGCCCAGCAGCAGCAACUAGAUGAUGUUGAGGAUUAGAUGACCCUAUAUGCAGAAACGUAACAAGUGCUUACAUGUUUUUAGCUUUCUGUGUAUUGUGUGGGUGUUUUAACAAUCAGUAUAAACUAUUAUGUCUGUGAUGUAGGUCACAAGGUUGCGUUCCCCUAAUUGUAGUAUGAAUGCAGUCUUCUGCUUCAAAAAAAAAAAAGAGUGAUUGAAGUAGAUAAUAUUGUUUUGUUUGGAAGGGAACAUAAGCUUGUACGGUGAUUCAUUUGUUUGUUUUUCAUAGCUUUAGCUCUUCCAUCUGAUAUAGUGAUCUUACUUUAACUUCACUAUAGUCAUGAUC
Molecule: messenger RNA, 2960 nt
Organism: Dendrobium catenatum
Lineage: Eukaryota; Viridiplantae; Streptophyta; Magnoliopsida; Asparagales; Orchidaceae
Product: ankyrin repeat domain-containing protein 13C
Exons: 2
Coding region: 710-2653 (647 amino acids)
Cellular component (GO): cytoplasm
Molecular function (GO): protein binding
Source: RefSeq, a predicted model, not a curated record